Orycteropus afer afer is the source of this 1527-nucleotide messenger RNA. RefSeq names its product TELO2 interacting protein 2 (gene TTI2). Gene Ontology annotation, cellular component: centrosome; cytosol; nucleoplasm. The transcript has 7 exons. The record is from RefSeq and is a predicted model, not a curated record. Bases 1 to 1527 code for a protein of 508 amino acids. NCBI's taxonomy places the organism in Eukaryota, Metazoa, Chordata, Mammalia, Tubulidentata, Orycteropodidae.
AUGGAUAUUGACCCUUCUCGGGAAAAUCCGUCACCCGAAAGCUGUUUCUUGCCUGGAGGGCAGUCUUCCGCCGCUCUCAGGCAGGCUAUCUCGCAGAUUCUGCACCGUUUUACCUACCAGGAGGCCCGACGGGGUAACGGCAAAGAUGCAGUUUUUCAGGACCUUAGUGUUCUAAUAGAAGCUGCAGAAUAUGGCAGAUUGUUUGAGGGGGAUGGAGCACAAAUCCGUGGAAUGUCUGAAAUGCUGGGGGAGGUGGCCAAAGCCCUGGGAAUGUAUGCUGCUCCACCCAAGGAAGAGGUGGGCAGUCGUGAUGACAGCUCUGGGGUGGAUGAGAAAGCCACAGAAGUUGGAUUACUGUUUCUCAAGCUGCUUGGGAAAGUUGAAACUGCCAAGAAUUCCCUGUUCUGCCCUGCAUGGAAGACAGGCCUGCAUCACUUGGCAGGACCAGUCUAUAUUUUUGCCAUCACACACAACUUAGAGCAACCGUGGACCAGCCCAAGAUCUCGUGAGAUUGCUGGAGAGGUGCUAUCCUUAUUGCUUCGAGUUUCUAACUGUGAUUCUGUAGCAGGAUUCCUUCACGGAGAAAAUGAAGAAGAGAAAGGGAGAUUUACUAUGAUUAUGGGGCUUCUCAAACCCGAUUUGAAUAAGGAAUCCUGGAAAAAUAACCCUGCCACGAAACAUGUUUUCUCAUGGACUCUGCAACAGAUUACUCGACCCUGGCUGAACCAACACCUAGAAAGGAUACUUCCCCCAUCACUGCUCAUCUCAGAUGACUACCAAAUGGAGAACAAAAUCCUGGGCAUACGCUGCCUCCAUCACAUUGUGCUUAAUGUGCCAGCUGCUGACUUGCUCCAGUACAACAGGGCCCAGGUCUUAUACCAUGCCAUUUUCAACCACCUGUACACACCGGAGCACCAGCUCAUUCAGGCUGUGCUCUUGUGUCUGCUGGAUUUAUUCCCUGUCCUGGAGAAAGCGGAGCAGUGGAAGGGAGGUGCUGUUCGACCUACCACUCACUGUGAUGAGGUUCUGCAACUGAUCCUGACUCACAUGGAGCCAGAGCACCGCCUUCUCUUACGCAGGACCUAUGCAAGAAACUUACCAGCUUUUGUGAGGAGGUUGGGGAUCCUGACUGUCCGGCACUUCAAGAGGCUUCAGCGAGUCGUCAUUGGUUAUCUGGAGGUUUAUGAUGGACCAGAGGAAGAGGCUAGAUUGAAGAUACUGGAAACCCUAAAACUUCUUAUUCAGCAUGCUUGGCCCAGGAUUUCCUGCAGACUUGUUGUCUUACUGAAGACUCUCCUAAAACUGAUAUGUGAUGUAGCAAGGGACCCAAACUUUACAUCUGAGUCUGUGAAGAUAGCCUUGUUACAGGAGGCCACAGACUGCCUUAUUCUCUUGGACCACUGCUCACAAGGGCAGGUAAAGGGUCUCCUGGCCAAAAUUCCCCAAAGCUGUGAAGAUGGCAAGGUGCUGAGCUGUGUCAGAAAAGUCCAACAGGCUUCUGAAGGCGCUUACUCUGAUGGAACUUAA